Nycticebus coucang (slow loris) is the source of this 12333-nucleotide messenger RNA. Its product is annotated as KIAA1549 like. The transcript is spliced from 21 exons. Bases 33 to 6467 code for a protein of 2144 amino acids. The record is from RefSeq and is a predicted model, not a curated record. NCBI's taxonomy places the organism in Eukaryota, Metazoa, Chordata, Mammalia, Primates, Lorisidae.
GAGGCAGCGGCCUGGAUGUGUGAAGCGUCCCCAUGGCUUUGCGGGAGGCGAAGCCUCAGGGCCCAAGGGAAGCCGGGCCGGCGGCGCUGGGGCGCAGGGGCCCGUCCCGAGCGCGCUGGCUCGGCCGGACCGGCGUGAGGGGCCCCCGGGGCGGCAGGUCCCACGAUGCGCCUCCGCCGUCGCCGCCCCUGCUGCUGCUGGGACUCCUGCUGCUGGCGGCCCUCCCGGAACACGGCCGGGCGGACCCGGGAGCGAACAACCUACAGAUCAAUGUCACCCUGACCCCGGAUUCCUUUCCUCAUGGGAAAUUGUUACCGAUUUCACCAACAUGGCCUUUCUCAGAAGUCAAGUCUUCCUCAGCAGUAGCCAGAAUCAAGACUGCGCUGGGACAGUCCCCCGACAACACCAGCUUGCCGCUGCUAGGCCAGACACCUGUGCCCAAGAUGCGCCGCAGAGCUAGAGCUCAUGGGGACUUUUCUUCCUCCCUUUUCCAAGGAAGCGGGCAUAGCGCCUCCCUCGAACCUUUCAAGGAUUCUACCGAGUCCCUGGUCCAACCAAGGCCUCGAGGGGAAAAAGAAGCAGCAGCUACGUCAGGUUUGCCUCUCAACAGCAUGCCUCUCUCCGUGUCCACGGUCCCAUCAGUGACGUCCCUGAGCCCUGUCCUCACAUCUCAGCCAGUUCAGGCAGGGACUCCCUCCAUGUCAAAGCAUCCCCCAAACUCAGACGUUCUCCUUCCACCUUCAUCCUCUUCAUUGGCCCCUGGCUCAUCUCAUUCCAUUAUCUUUUCUAAGCCAACAGAGCGGCCCACCAAAGUGCCUGUAGUCUCCUACCCAGGUCCAGCUGGUGCCACUUCAAGUCAGAGUGUAGCUAAUCUCCUAAAUCCAUUUUCUGACAAAACAGACCUCACUCCAUCCAGAAACGCCCAGGAUUUUACAGGAAUCCCUAACCUAGAUGUUUCAAGGUCCUCGACAAAGCAGUAUUCCAAGCUGUCCCCAACAGAGGGUCCCCACUCAGCAGGUUCACCCACUCCAGGGUUUGGGGGCUCCAGGGCAGAACAGGCCCAUUUGUCCCUCCCUCCCCCAGCCCCUGGAAGUCUUCUUCAGCUUCCGGGUAGAACCCCCUUAUGGUCAAUGUUGGAAGUGGCUUCAGGUCCUGUGUCUAUACAGCCAGUCAAAGCUGAGGUUCCUGAAAGCGUGCACAAGGGGGUGUCUUUGCCGACUUUUAAGAGCACAGGAGCAGCGACCCAUGAGGCUGAGUCUCCAUCUUUCCAGCCUGCAGAAUCAGGGGCCAUAGAAAUGACCAGCAGACAGCUAGCCCCCGCUACUGCCAGCGACUCUGCUAACCUGCUGCAUUUGUCAGCAGCUCCAGAGAGUUCCGGAGGGCCCACCCUCUCAACAGAACACACAUCUUCCUCUUUGGAGCCUUCUCCUCUGCCUAUCUCCACACCAAGUCAAGGGCAAGCCGGGCUCUCUGGGGUGGUUCCCGCAUCACCACCGCACAGGACAGCCGAUUUUCCCUCCACGCUUACUUUCCUCCACGCUGCAGAGAAUCAUGCCUCCCCAACCCCUGUGCCAGGGGUGCCCACUUCUCCAGAAGAGGCCAGUGAUGUAUCUGUUCCUACCGCCGCUAAGGACUUCCUCAUCUCAGGCCGAAUUUCUCAUCUUUUUUCAACAACAUGGACAUUUCCCCCAUGGACAGAGGACAAUGUGACGGCCAUUUUAGGAAAAAAUGGAAAGGCAGGUGUGACAAUUCCUCUCCAGGCCCUUCCAAAUAAAGAGGUUUCAAGUCUUCAUACUGUAAAAGGAUUCGUCUCUGAUCUUAGUACUGAUCAGAGUUCACCUGCCAUCCUUCCAACACGAGGGACAAAGCUCCUUCCUUCAGAAUCAUCUCCACUUUCUCCGCCCUUCAUACAACCCACCCAGACUGUUUCCCCACCUCUUGGCUUUUCCAACAUCAUGCCAGAGACUUACACAGCUACUGUGGACCAUUCAGAGUUGCCAGCUUCAGCUUCCAAACAGGUGACAGCAAUUCCCUCCUCCACUGAUGUCUAUGAUUUCUCAACAAUGGGAGACAUGAAAAAGCCAGCAACCACAGAUGUUUUCUGGAGUCCUCUUUCAGCAGUAACUGGAUCCCUUUCCACAGAAUCAACAUUAUCUGGCUUGCAGCAGCAAACAAAUUAUGAUUUAAAUGGACAUGCAAUUAGCUCCACAAGUUGGGAAACCCAUUCAGCUUCAACCACUCCUCCCAGUGCUUUAACUUCAGCUGCCAAUGCAAUAAAAUCUCAGGAUUUCAAAGAUACUUCUGGGCAUUCAGUGACUACAGAAGGCUUUAACAUUCAGAAUCGAGUCCUUGGUACAAGCACCAACCAUCCCAGACAACAGUCAGACCUGGCUGUGCUUUCAAACCAUACAGAACUCUGGCCCACAAGCAAUGACAGCCAUUCCAGAGACUUCCCAACAACUGAGGUUGACUAUCAUCCAUCCACAAGUCAUCAUUCUGUGUCUCAUUCCUAUCUAAAGUUGCAUGCCCGGACAACACAUCCUCUUUUGCUAACCUUACCAAGUCUGACUUCUGCAUCUAGCUUACAGGAAAUGCUUUCAGAUGGAACAGAGACAGGUUCCCAAAUUUCCAGUGACUUCUAUCCAUCACCUGUGAUAAAUGCUUCCAUAGCAUUCCAGAGCAUCCUGAGAAAUCACUCUACUGCUGAAUCUCCUCCUGUGUCAACCAGUGCCUUUUCCAGGACCCCCUCCAAAGUGCUGCAGGCUUCUCAGCACCCUAAGAAAUGGACAGUGGACUUCUCGAUGUCAUUCAAGGUAGAGCCAACAGCAGCAUCAGCAGCUGCUGCCACGUUGUUUCAGAGGAAACCAAGCCUACCGGCGCUGUCUGCGGCUCUGGUUGCUAAGGGUACUGGCAGCAGCCCUUUGGCCGUAGCCUCAGGAUUAGCCAAGAGCAGUAUGACCACUACUCUCGCUAAAAAUGUUGCAAACAAGGUUGCAUCUGACCCAAAGGGAACACAAGGGGCGCUCCACACAGCCUUCCCAUUCACGCCAACCUACAUGUUUGCAAGAACAGCUCACACCACGAGCACAUAUACAGCCAUGCAAGGGAAUGCGGGCACUGCCUCUGGCCUGUUGUCCACAACACACCUCUCCAGGAAACCACAAGCCAUGCACACAGGCCUCCCAAACCCCACCAACCUGGAGAUGCCCAGAGCAUCCACCCAACGCCCGCUGAUAGUCACAGCGACAUUGACAGCCAUGACAGCCUCCGUGAAGGCCACCCGCUUGCCACCUGUGCGGACAGAAAACACUGAUGCUGCUCUUCCUGCUGCAUCCGCUGCGGUGGUCACGACUGGUAGAACAGCAUCCAACCUGGAGUGUCAGAUGUCCAGUAAGCUCCUGGUGAAGACAGUCCUCUUUCUGACCCAGAGGAGAGUGCAGAUCAGUGAAUCCUUGAAGUUCAGUGUAGCCAAAGGGCUCACGCAGGCACUCCGGAAGGCUUUCCACCAGAACGACGUCUCGGCUCAUGUGGACAUUCUGGAGCAUUCUCAUAACGUCACGGUUGGUUAUUAUGCUACCAAAGGGAGGUUGGUGUACUUGCCUGCAGUGGUGAUCGAAAUGCUGGGUGUUUAUGGAGUCAGCAACGUCACUGCCGAUCUGAAGCAGCACACCCCAAAUUUACAGUCCGUGGCAGUGCUUGCCUCCUUGUGGAAUCCCCAGCCUGCGGGCUACUUCCAGCUGAAAACAGUGCUGCAGUUUGUGAGCCAAUCCGACAACAUACAGUCCUGCAAGUUUGCUCAGACCAUGGAACAGAGGCUACAGAAAGCAUUUCAGGAUGCCGAGAGGAAGGUCCUGAAUACCAGAAGCAACCUGACGAUUCAGAUUGUGAGCACGUCCAACGCCUCCCAGGCAGUCACCCUGGUGUACGUCGUGGGCAAUCAGAGCACGUUCCUCAAUGGCACCGUUGCCAGCAGCCUCCUCAGCCAGCUCUCGGCUGAGCUAGUGGGAUUCUACCUCACCUACCCUCCGCUCACCAUUGCUGAACCCCUGGAAUAUCCCAACCUUGAUAUAUCAGAAACCACCAGGGACUACUGGGUCAUCACAGUGCUGCAGGGUGUGGACAGUUCGCUGGUGGGCCUGCACAACCAGAGCUUCGCCCGGGUCAUGGAGCAGCGCCUGGCCCAGCUGUUCAUGAUGUCCCAGCAACAAGGCCGGCGGUUUAAACGAGCCACCACCCUGGGAAGCUACACUGUGCAGAUGGUAAAGAUGCAGCGUGUGCCAGGCCCAAAGGACCCAGCGGAGCUGACAUACUACACCCUGUACAAUGGAAAGCCUUUGCUGGGGACUGCAGCUGCCAAGAUCCUGAGCACCAUUGACUCCCAAAGGAUGGCCUUGACCUUGCAUCACGUCGUCCUUCUGCAGGCUGACCCCGUGGUGAAGAAUCCACCCAACAACCUGUGGAUCAUCGCUGCAGUGCUGGCGCCCAUCGCCGUGGUCACCGUCAUCAUCAUCAUCAUCACUGCUGUACUCUGCAGGAAGAACAAGAACGACUUCAAGCCAGACACCAUGAUAAACCUGCCUCAGAGGGCAAAGCCUGUACAAGGCUUUGAUUAUGCCAAGCAACACCUGGGCCAGCAAGGGGCCGACGAGGAGGUCAUUCCUGUGACUCAGGAAACGGUGGUCCUGCCACUGCCUGUGAGAGAUGCCCCUCAGGAAAGAGACAUCACACAGGAUGGGAGCACCGUCAAGACGGCCAAGUCCACGGAAACCAGAAAGAGCAGGUCGCCCAGUGAGAAUGGCUCUGUCAUCAGCAACGAAUCAGGGAAGCCCAGCUCAGGGAGACGCUCACCCCAGAAUGUAAUGGCACAGCAGAAAGUGACAAAGGAGGAGACAAGGAAGAGAAAUGUGCCGGGGAGUGAUGAAGAGGAAGGAGCAGUUCUUUUUGACAACUCUGGCAAGGCAGCUGCUGAGCCGUUUGACACGUCUUCUGGGUCUGUGCAGCUAAUCGCCAUAAAACCCACAGCACUCCCUGUGGUGCCCCCCUCUACGGACAGGAGCCAGGAGUCGUCGACUGUCCUCAACGGUGAGGUGAAUAAAGCCCUGAAGCAGAAGUCAGACAUCGAACACUAUCGGAACAAGCUACGCCUCAAAGCCAAGAGGAAGGGAUAUUAUGACUUCCCACCAGUGGAGACAAGCAAGGGUCUGACCGAAAGAAAAAAGAUGUAUGAAAAAGCCCAAAAGGAAAUCGAGCAUGUUUUGGAUACGGACCCAGAACUGUGUGCUCCAUUCGCUGAGUCUAAAACCAGGCAACAGAUGAAGAACUCUGUCUACCGAAGCCGGCAGUCCCUGAACAGCCCGAGUCCAGGGGAAACGGAGAUGGACCUUCUGGUGACUCGGGAGCGACCUCGGCGUGGAAUCCGUAACAGCGGAUACGAUACUGAGCCUGAAAUCAUAGAGGAAACCAACAUUGACAGAGUGCACGAGCCCCGGGGCUAUACCAGGUCUCGGCAGGUGAAAGGCCACUCAGAGACGUCCACGCUGAGCUCCCAGCCCUCCAUCGACGAGGUCAGGCAGCAGAUGCACAUGCUGCUGGAGGAGGCCUUCAGCCUGGCGUCCGCGGGCCACGCGGGCCAGAACAGGCACCAGGAAGCCUACGGCUCAGCCCAGCACCUGCCCUACUCGGAGGUGGUGACCAGCGCUCCCGGGACCAUGACGCGACCCAGGGCUGGAGUGCAGUGGGUGCCGACCUACCGCCCAGAAAUGUAUCAGUACAGUCUGCCCCGGCCGGCUUACAGAUUUUCACAGCUUCCCGAGAUGGUCAUGGGCUCACCCCCUCCACCUGUACCCCCCCGGACUGGCCCCGUGGCUGUGGCUUCUCUCAGGCGGUCCACCUCAGACAUCGGCAGCAAGACCAGGAUGGCUGAGUCCUCGGGGCCCGAGCCAGCCCAGCUGCAUGACAGCACCUCCUUCGCACAGGUGUCCAGAGGCCCCGUGUCUGUGACGCAGCUGGAUCAGUCGGCUUUAAAUUACUCAGGUAACACAGUGCCGGCAGUGUUCGCCAUCCCAGCUGCCAACAGACCUGGCUUCACUGGCUACUUCAUCCCGACACCUCCCUCGUCCUACAGGAGCCAGGCCUGGAUGUCCUACGCAGGAGAGAAUGAGCUCCCAAGCCAGUGGGCUGAUUCGGUGCCCCUCCCAGGGUACAUCGAGGCUUACCCUCGGUCACGUUAUCAGCAGAGCUCGCCCUCUAGGCUUCCUCGCCAGUACAGCCAGCCAUCCAGCAUGCACCCCAGCUUGGAGCAGGCCCCGGUGCCCUCCACGGCGGCCUCACAGCAGAGCCUGGCAGAAAAUGACCCACCCGACACUCCCCUGACCAACAUCUCCACUGCGGCCCUCGUGAAGGCCAUCCGGGAGGAGGUGGCCAAGCUGGCCAAGAAACAGACAGACAUGUUUGAGUUCCAGGUCUAAUGCCUUACCCCAUGGGACUCUGGACUUCCAAAUUGGAGGAAACAGCCUUUGGGGUUCUCAUGCCUAAUGUGUUGGGACUUCAGACAUAGAUCGUGAGUGAGUCUUUCUCCUCUCAGUUUCUGAAAAGGUGAACAGUGGGGCUUCUGGGAAAUAGAGGAAACUCUUGAAUGAACGACUGGAUUCUUGGCUUAUUCAACUGUGGGUCAAGAAGUCCCUGCUUGGGACCUCAUGAUUGAUACUCUGUUAUGUUGAAUAUUUGAACUGGGUGUAUUUCCCAGUAGAGCCUUCCUUGGUCACAAGAGGUACUACUAGCUAAUCUACAGAUUCCUGUCCAAUGCCAUAUUUUAAUAAAUCACUGGAAGGGGGAAAAUAUAGCUCUUAUCUUCAGUGACCCUGCAUGUUAACUCUGUUUCUGUGUUAAAGGCAACACAGGAGUGUGGAUUAAGCGCCAGACUUUUACUCUCUCUCACUCAGCCAUGACCGUGAUGCUUCAAAUCAUCUCUAGUCUGUAAGGAGACACUGACUCUGGCCAAGAAACCUAAGUCCCCUUUUUUCAAAGUCAAAUGAAAUUGGAUGAAAGUCAGUACCAAUGGUUGUGCCUAUAAAUAGUCCUGUUUCCCCCAUUAAUUAAAAAGAAGCUCAAGAAGGAGAGAAGAAGAGAGGGAACGGGGGAUUUGUGCCGACAGGCUUUUUGAAAGGUGUUGUCAUUUUGGAACUAGAGCACCCCACACGUUAGGAUCUGACUGAAAGAGAAUCGGUGCUAAGAGCUUUUAGGAUCCUACAAAAGAAAAAUAGUUAUUUGUGGAAGUUUUUCAUCAGCUCACAUUGAAGGUGGCCUGAGCAUGGAGCUUCUCUCUCUCUCUCGGGGGAUGAUAGAUACAUUGCCUUUUAUAAGAAAAUCUCUGUCUCUUCAACAAUGAUGUCCAGCAGGUGCUGCCAAGCGGUACAAAAGAAAAUGGUAAUUGAUUCCUGUUAGAAACGGAAGCAGUGGAUCCACAGUCUUCCCAGGCUGCAGCCUCUGUUUAUAGAAGCUUCUGAAUGUAGAAAAUCUAUUGAAUUAUGUUUAAAUGUAAAUAAAUUUUUUAAAAGCAUAUAGGGAGUGAGCCAGUUCCCUAUAGUUCACGGACACAGGAGGACAUCUGCUAAAGUGGCAGGGCUGCUACCUUGUGACCACAGUGUGGCAAGUCACCCUUGCCGGCAUAGAGAGUCGCCUGCAGAGCUCUGGGUAAAAGGAUGUUGCCUCGUAGCACUGAGGUAUCAGCUGCUGCCCACCCAGAAAGGUGAGCAAGACAGCUGCUGACUUUGGAAGGCAGAGGGAGAUGGGACACUUUGGUUUCCUUACCAACUUGGGAGCCUUACCGUGUUGGGGGCUUACUUGUUGGAGAACGAGGUCAUGUCUGCUUUCACCCAUGAUCCAUUUAGCUUCUGCUGUAUCCAUUCCCUUCUGAGCCCAUCUUCCCAUUGUCCUCAUGAGUUUCUUUGGUCUUUACUGAAAGAAGAAGGUGGAAACUUAAAAGUUGAGAGAAGACAAGAAAUGGGACUGAUUGGAAUGGGAGAUUCAGAUAAAGCACAGACUUUUCAAAGAAGCCGUUUUUAUUUCCCAAUGGCAAAUUGCCCUUUUCAGAAUGUUCAGAGAUGAUGUGUCAUGGAAUCCCCAGACAGGUCUCCUGUUCGGAUGAUAAUAGGUAGUGUCCUCUUAGUAUGCUGGUUGAUCUUUCAUAGUGUUAGUUUUUUGUUACUUAAAAAGAAAUCAGCUAUAAAUAAAAUGUAUUUUUGUAAUUCCCUUGUGUUUAUAUGGUGUAUUUCUACCAAUGGCCAGUUGUUAUAGUCCAGAACCUAAAUCAGCUUGCAAAACACUGUGGACAGUGCAAGAUUUUAUUGACGGACUAACAUAAUGCCUGAGUCUAUCCAAAUAGGCAUUCAAUGCACUUGAAUGAACAAAGAGCCAAAGAAACUCAGCCUUUUCAUGCAAACAGUAUGAGUCUGAUAAAGUCAACCACAUUGUCCCGCUUUACUGAUAAUAUUAAUAUCUUAGUGCAAUGAUAUCAACCCAGUACUUUGUCUACUUGGUAAAUGCCUGGAAAUACUGUAUGUGAAAAUGGAGUGACAAGAUCUUAGUGUAAUUGAAAUAUAUAUACAUGUUUCAAAAGACAGUGUCUGAGCUUUGGAUGUUCUCAUGACUUAGAAUGAGUCUACAGUUUGCAGAGAUCUGGCCCCCAGAUAGCGGAAGGAGCCACCAAUCACUGUGGUCUUUGCAGAACACCAUGACAUAGUCAGCUGAGACAACUAAAAAUAUGCCAUGCUGAAUCAGACACUCUCUUAAACUAGACACCAUGGUUUCAAAAAAAGUACAGGAAAAUGAAACCUUACGUUGAAAAGAAAUCAGUCUGUUCGUGUUUUCCCACUAAUGGGGAGACAAGCCCCCAUUGUUGGGUUUUCUGUGAUGGAGGUGUGGUCCCUUCUCUGAGGAGUCUUCUAACCUCGUGGAGGUGACAGAUACCUGGAUGCUGACCCUGAGAAAUGGCCGAUGGCCAAAAAUGCCUCAUGAAAGUGAAAAUUGGGUUCCCUGAGAGCCCUGAGGAGGCAGCAAUGGACUCUGUGUUCCUCUGAACCCUCCAGUCACAGAAGUCACCAAGGACCUUGGUUGACCUGGGGGGAGGAGGAAGUGGAAAUCCAGAGAAGUAGAACAAGUGACUGGCCCAAGGAUUCAAGCCCAACCUGCUGAUUCUUGAUCCAACUUGCUUUCCAUCUCAUCACAUGGCUGCAGGCUUGGUCAAUGUCACAUUUCUGUGUCCGGAAGUUUAAAAAAAUACAUAAGGGUCAUAUGAGUGAGUCCAUAAUGUUCUUGCCAAGAAAAAAGAUGAUUGAGUAUGUAAGGACCUUCAGAUACAGUGUAUAGAGGACAAUGAAUUUUGUAGCAUAAUAAACACUUCCAGCACUGGUUUUGAUAUGGGUUUUCUGUAUUUAUGCAAAAAGAAAUGCACUGUGGCUUUGUUUAGAGAGUAUCAAGGAAAUGGUGUCCUCACCUGCUGUUCAGGACUGUGGGGAAGAAUUCCUCUCUCAGCACCAAGGAUCCAAACAGACAGGAAGGCACUGUCAUGGUGAGGUAGCAUAUCCCGUGCUCUGCAUCCAGGGCAAGGAGUGAAGGGUUCAGUGUGCAGGAACAUGAAGGUCUAGUGCGUGGCCUGGUACCCACGAGGUGAGGCCUGUGUCAUAACAAGAUGGAGCAGGGCGUCUCCUCUUUGGGGGUGGGUUAUGUAAGAAUCAAUUCUCUGGUCCUGGAAGAAGUUUUUAUCAUGCAUUGGUUAAUUUAACAACUCAGUUGAAGGACAUGUAAUUUCUGAGUAAUCUUGGUGGAAGAAAGGAAGUUGUUAGAUCUGUGAUUUAAAAAAAAAAAAAACCUUCUGAGAGCGCAUGUAGAAUGGAGGAGGUAAGGAAUUUAAAUGCCUGACUAAAAGAAAUGCUUUUCUCACAGGCAAAAAUUAGAGACAUGGAUGAAAAAGAUUAAAACAUUGAUUGCAUAUAAAUGAGCUCUCUUUUUUCUCAACACACAGGCACUCAACAUUCAAUGAAUAACAUAACAAGUAUUGUUUUAAAAGUUGGAGGACAGGAUUUGGACUUAAUCCUAAAUUCCCCUUACCACACACCAGAAAAUAAUUUGGACUGUCUUUACAAAAUACAGCUAAGUACUCUUAAAGAAAGAUAGUCACUCAGCUGGGAGUCAUGACUGACUGGAGUCUUAAGUGUUGGAAAUUAAAUUCUGUCAUUUAGCCCAACUCAAAGAUACGCCAGUCAAGGAGCUUCUGCAAGGACUAGAGACCCCCUCACGUGUGCUGGAGUGCAGGGAACAGAGUGCUGAAAGAAGGAAGGGAUAUCUCAUGGACACUGAGGAUGGCUCCUCUCCAGGAGGGAGUGGAGGGGCCGGCCCUCGCUCUUGCUCUCCGCCAUGGUCUCUUCCCUCGCAGGCUUUCAUUGAUGUUUCUCUCUGCAUAUGCUUUUUCUUGCUUCCCCUGUCCAAUCAGCUUUCUCAUUAGUAUAUGUGUAGUAAAAAUCCACCAGGACCCCACUCACACCACCAUUGCUUUUCUCUAGCCUUCACUCUGGGAUUAGGAUCUCUGUGCCCCCUAAGCUAAUUCUAGGCGAUCUGAUUGGCCCAGUCCCUCUGCCUAUGGAUGAGCCACCUGGGAUCAGCUGCCUACCCCAUCAGCUGUGCCCAAGGAGGCGGGGUCAAGUAAUACAAGCAUGGCCCCCUGAUCUGACCCUUUCAAUGAGGGCUCGUGUUGGGGGUCAGCACACAGAGGAGUGGGCAGGACCUUCAAAAGGAACCUAUUACAGACUGGAAUUGAUCAGUACUCCUGGGAUGCCCCCUGGCAACCAGUACCAGAAGAGCAGUGGUUCUCUAGAUACUGCCGCAGAGAGGAAAAGGGUGUCCUUCACUGAAGCAUCAGGAGAUACACAUGACCUUGAAACCCCACCCAACUGGGCAUAACUGCCCUAACCACUUCCCACCCAACCAGUUAUUGAUAUAGCUGCUGGGUCUCAGAGUGAUUUCUGAUCAAAGCCCAGUUAGCACAAUGUCUUGCUCAGCAGACAAUAAGUACUUGUAAAUUGAAUUGCAUGAUCUUAGCUCAGAUGCUAUUAAUGUGGCUCACGGCCACACACGUGCAUGGAUGAGAAAACCAAUGGGCCUCUCAAUAGAAUCUUUUGAAACAAAAUUGGUUUCAGGUGAAACUGAUAUUAUUGUGUCUCUGACCUUCUGAAUAUAAUAAGUUAGUGUCUUGAGAAUUGAAAGGUCUCUUGAUUUCUUAGGUGAACUGUUACAGAAUCCUAGCCUAUUGUAAAUGCUAAAAAUGUAGAGUGUUCCUGAAAAGGACUAUUUGGGAAAUAGACUUGUGCCAGAAACAAAUUCUGAAGAUAUUAAGUUGCUUGAUUCUGCAGAUGUCAAAAAUCAGGAAAUCUGUGAUAGGGCAUAAUCUCUCUCCACAGAUCAAACCCACACUUCAGCGAGAGCCAUUAUGUAAUGAAAUCUAAAAAUUGAUUAUUUUCAAUCUUUGACCUUGGUCAGACUUUGGCAAAUUAUGAAGGGAGGCCAUCAGUAUAUCUUUCACAAAUUAACUGUGGCUUCGCCUUAUUUCUUCUCAUCUCUUCCUCAUGCCUAAACACACUCCUAUCACAUACACCGAACUAAGGACAGAAAAGGUUUGUAUUAAACAGAAUCAGAGAGGUUUCUCAAUGGACUGGAAACCCUGAAAAAAGGUGUAAAUAUUCUAGACCUUGAAUGACUCACUUUAGUCUCCGAUUCCUCCUCUGCCAAAUGGGUACAACAACAGCUGUACGUCCUACCUCCCAUGGUGGUUGUGAGGGGCACGGAGCAUAAUGUAUCUGAAAAGAGUCUGAAAAGUCUACGGGAAAGAAUUCUUACUAAAUUACGAGUUUUGUAACUCAGUUCUAACCAGCAAAGUAUCUUAGCUCCUCCUAUCCACCGAAUUAAUUUGCAUUACGUCACGUUCCAUGACACAACUUCUUGUCAAGGAAAAAUAAAGAAAUUCCUAAAUUUGGAAUUCCCACAAAAGCCAGCCUCAGCUGGACUUGCUGUCGUUGUUGUUGUCUGUGACUUGAAGGAUGUGUAAGUACAUGGAUGUGUGCUUUAACUCUGGGUGAGAAACCCAAGCCAGUGAUUCUUUAAAACCACCUUAGACACGUUGGGCAGAGUACUGAGCAGAAGCUUGGAAUGUAGCUGUUAUUUUAAUGCUUUGCUUUCUAAUUAACUUUGUACGUCCUUAGCCUGUGCCGGGAACAGAGUGUUCAUAUGCUGUUAGAAUUUUUUAUUGUAAAAUAAAAUGACAAAAGGCUUUCAUACCCCAAA